Zea mays is the source of this 1379-nucleotide messenger RNA. RefSeq lists its product as uncharacterized. Gene Ontology annotation, biological process: lipid metabolic process. Gene Ontology annotation, molecular function: glycerophospholipase activity. The record is from RefSeq and is marked predicted. Lineage: Eukaryota; Viridiplantae; Streptophyta; Magnoliopsida; Poales; Poaceae.
CAAGAGGAAGUUGUUGCCCUAGCUAGCUAGUGUAGAGUGUGUAGACGAAGCCACACACCAUGGCCGCAGACGAAGGCCAGGUCUUCAACUACUGCAAGCUCGCGCAGGCCGCCUACGCCGCCUACGACGACCACAAUGGCACCUGCCGCUACUCCCUGGCCGACAUGCUGCCCGCCGUCGGCCUCGGCGGCAGCGGCUACGUGGCCACCUCGUUCAUCUACGCCACCGUCAACAUCUUGGCCGGCGACGGCGUGAACGAGGGAAACGACGACGACGGUUGCCAGCACGAGCAGCACUGGAUCGGAUACGUGGCCCUCGCGACCGACGCCGAGCGCGACCGCGUCGGGUACCGCGACAUCGCGGUCGUGUGGCGCGGCACGUCGGCGCUGGACGAGCUGCUCAAGGACCUGCAGGCGGUCCUCGUUCCGAUCCACGGCGAGCAGCAGGCCGGGACAGUGCGGGUGGAGAGGGGCUUCGAGAGCCUGUACACGUCCAGCUGCGAGGCCUGCGCCAUGCGGACCAGCGCGCGCACCCAGGUGCUGGCCGAGCUGACCCGGCUGGUGACGUACGUGAGGAGCAGGCACCCCGGCGAGAAGAUCCGCGUCACGGCCACCGGGCACAGCCUCGGCGGCGCGCUGGCCCUGCUGGCCGCGUGGGACGCCGCCGCCCCCGCGGCGGCGCUCGGGGUGGUGGCCGCCGUCAGAGCCGUGACGUUCGCGGCCCCCCGCGUCGGCAACCAGGCGUUCUGCGACGAGCUCGUGGCCGGGCAGCGCCACGUGUCCGUGCAGCGCGUCAUCGUCGACCGCGACGUCGUGCCCACGCUGCCGCCGACUUUCUUCGGGUACGCGGACGCCGGCACCAACGUUCGCCUGCUUAGCUCAGGCGGGUCAGGGCGCUUCCCCCUGCCGUUCCUUACCUUGCUCGAGCCAUUGCGCUUCCACAGCAUCAAGCAGUACCUGCGCCUCCUAGACCCGGCGCCGGCGCCGCCGCAGGCGCGGGCGCCGGUGCCGGCCGACCAUCUCGUCCCUGUCCCUGAGGCCGAGCUGGAUAAUAUGAUCUGACAGACAGAUGUUCGUGGUGUGGCUUUGUUCGGUUCGUGUGUUGAGCUACUGUUACGUACGUUUACAUCCACUACUGGAUCGUAUGCGUUCUUCGGUGUGGUUGAAUUGUUCGUGUCUCGUGUGAGUUGAAAAUCUGUUUUGAUCGAGUCUUUUGAAGUUUGAUGACAACAAUAAUCGGAACUUUUUUUUGUAAGAUCUGUGGCACGUUUGUUUAUGACUUUAUAUCUGCGAUGAAGAAGUCGAGUAGCUGGUGGAAACUGACAAACGAAGUAAACAGAUGAUGCUGAGACAGCAAUAAUAUAAUGCACACUUGCCAAC